AUGCGUUUAGCAAUAUGUUUAGUCAUAGUUUUUUUAUGCUUUAUCUGCUCAGCAGCAAAAAAAGUGAAAGACGAAGAUUUUUCUGAAUUCGAUGAUUUCGAUCAAGACGAAUUCGUUGUCGAAACACCAUCAACUACUAGCGCUACUCUAUCAUCAUCAAAAACGCAAGGCAGCAAACCUGAUGUAGUCGAAACUGAGAAAGUUAUACAAGCGGAUUCAAAUAAAGGGAAACAAAAAGAGAAAGAAGACGAUGAAGAAGAAGUUAGUGUUAUUGAUGAAGAUGAUGACUCAAUGUUUGACGAUGAAGAAUUCGAGGCAUCUGAUUCAUUUGCUUCAGCAACUUCGGCGACACCUGAUUUGAAAAUAGCUGAAGUGCCUGCUAAUUUAACUGGCAAUCGAUGGGAAGCUUACCAGUGUGAAGCUGUGAUGAUCAUUGCUUUACUUGCUUACUUAAUCAAUUUUCUUAUUGGCCGUGCUAAGAAUGCUCGUUUGGCAACGACUGUUUACCACGCACAACGAGAUUUACUUGACCGCAAUUUUGCUCUCGUCGGCGACGAUGGCCAGACACGAAAUACUGAGACAGACGAUCAAGUGAAUCAAAUGCAAAAAGAAUCCGAUCAUUUAUAUAUUUUAUGGUGCAGUGGCCGAGUGGCCAUUGAAAGCAUGCUGAUAGAAUUACGUUUAGUUAAACGUCAAUGUGCGUUCAACUCAUUGGCAGCAAUAAUCAAAUCGAUCAAUGAUACUCUUGUUUAUACAAUUGAUUUUAACAAAGAUGAUAUGGAAACAUUUGUGUUCUGUCUAGCGAAGAAACGUUCAGCUGUAAAACUUCAUCGUGACAUGGUCGACCUAAGUCAAUUCUGUGCGGAAAGGAAAAGCGCUGAUAAAAAGGGCUUCCCUGGAAACUAUCAAGUUCUGAGCGAAAUUGGAGAAGCUUCAUCACACAUCACUAAUGAUCAAAAACUAGCCGAAUUUCUCACUAAAUAUCCUGAUGCAAUUGAAUAUAUCCAUAUCAGUGAUCAAUAUAGUGGCAUGAAAAUUCAAAGUGAUCAGCAAACUUCAUCCAAUGCUGCCACAAAUACUGGCACUGCCGCUCAACAACAAGACGCACUGAACACAAGCGAACGUUCUGUUCGUCGUGUAUUGAUUGUUGCAUUUAAUUUAACUCCACAAGACGGUCGUUCACUUCAAAUUACUAGUGAAAGUCUUCCUGGUGAUUAUCUACGUUUUGUUUUACAACUGAUUGACCGUGUGGCCGCAUUCCGUUUUGGAUCGAAGGAGUUGAAGAAUAAGGCAACGAAAAAUCGUCAGCGUAUCGAAGAACAAUUUCUCAAAAGUGUCAAUCUACAACGUCAAGAACAAGCCCAGUUACGGCGUGAAGAAAAACGUCGUGCUGAAAAAGAGAAAGUCAUGCAAUCAGAUGAUGCGGAAUUGCAGCGUAAAUGGGAAGAAAAGGAGCACAAACGGGAAAUGAAGCGACGACAACCGAAAAUGAAACAAAUGAAAGUCAAAUCCAUGUAG
Adineta ricciae is the source of this 1518-nucleotide messenger RNA. The record is from the annotation of a GenBank genome assembly. Lineage: Eukaryota; Metazoa; Rotifera; Eurotatoria; Adinetida; Adinetidae.